AUGCUCUCUAUUCGCUCCAUCGUGACCAAGAGCCGUCUAAAUGUGCUAAGCUUGUUUCACAGACAUACAGAUGAACGCACUGUCAAUCUCAAUCCGGUCCGUUUGCUUUCCAUGCUUACGUUCACAGAUUGGUGUACAUUUCUCUCAGCAUACUUUUGUGUGAUGAUUGACUUUUUCGAGUAUAGUACAGUUGCCGUUGAAUCGGUUGAAGUGGCAAAGUACUUCAAAACCACAAAUACGGCCAUAAGCUCGGGUUUGACAUUGUCAAUGCUUACUCGUGUCAUUGGCGCAAUCAUUUUUGGUCUUUUGGGUGAUUGUGGAAGAAAGAAACCAUUGAUAGUGAAUUGUCUUUAUCUUUCAAUAAUGCAAAUCCUCACAACAAAAUGUACAAAUUUACAGGGAUUCUUGAUUUGUCGGACAUUUUAUGGAAUUGGGAUGGGUGGCAUUUUUGGAAACGCAAUUCAAAGUGUUUUGGAUCGUUCGCCAAUCGAAACAAAAGGUCUUACGACUGGACUUUUAUGGAGCGCAGGCGAUAUGGCAAUCUUUUUGACAGCAGGCGUAAAGAUGGCUCUAGACAAACACCAAGGUGAUCGUCAUGAUUGGAGAACAAUCUUUUACGUUGGUGCUGUCUUUUCCGCUUUGGCUGCACUUUUUCGUUUCUUCGUUACCGAAUCACCGCAAUUCACUCAAAUGAAAAAAUUGCAAGAAAAAGCAAAAGAUGUCAAAGUGAGAGUGUCUACGUUUAUGAAAAAUUUCCGCGAAAUGCUCAAGCUACAUUGGGGAACGUUCGUUUAUUCAAGUUUGUUUGUAGGGCUUCUUUGUUCUGCUUCCCAUGCCUGUGCAGACACGUACCCCGUAUUUCUUGCAGAAGGGAAGAAGUUGGAUGAUCAAUCGAUCACAAAGACGAUCAUGAUUGUUGCUACCGGUGGAUUCAUUGGAAGUUGUUCAGGUGCAGGCUUGUCACAAAAGACUGGGAGAAGGUUGUGCGUAAUUAUUGCUAUCCUUGUUUCUCUGUGUCUACUACCGGGAUACAUUUUCCCUCGAACUUACCAAGCCUUGAGUGCAGGUGGCUUCUUCUUCAUCAUGGCAGGAAAUACGGCGAUGAGUGUGAUUUCAAUUCACAUUAGUGAGCUCAGUCCACCUGCGUUUCGAUCAGUGAUGGCCGGAACAUCAUAUCAACUCGGAGCAAGCUUAUCAUCUCCCGUUGCAGUAAUCAUCAAUGCAAUCGCAUCCUCUUAUACCAUCAAACAAAGGGAUAAAGAUGGUAUAGUUCAUGAUAUUCAAGCUUAUGGUCCUGUGAUAGGAAUCGCAACAGCAAUAUUGUACGCUUUGGUGCUUUUGUUCACCGCAAUUGGACCGGAGAAACAUUCUGCUCCUAUCGAUAAGUUCAUACCGGCAACGUUCGGCACAACACAGGUUGAUGAUCGUCCAGUCGUUCCUUCGGAUGAGCAACCAUCCGAGCCUAAUGGCGAGGCAACUGUUGCAUAG
Molecule: messenger RNA, 1488 nt
Organism: Meira miltonrushii
Lineage: Eukaryota; Fungi; Basidiomycota; Exobasidiomycetes; Exobasidiales; Brachybasidiaceae
Product: MFS general substrate transporter
Exons: 2
Coding region: 1-1488 (495 amino acids)
Biological process (GO): carboxylic acid transport; transmembrane transport
Cellular component (GO): plasma membrane
Molecular function (GO): carboxylic acid transmembrane transporter activity
Source: RefSeq, a predicted model, not a curated record